AUGUCCGAAGGACAGAGCAUUCAUCAGCCGCUUCCACAGAAUUCUCGCACUAUCCGCCUACUCGAGUUGAUGCCUGCGACCUGGAACGAUCCAAUCUCAUGUUACACUCGGCAAAGGCUAUUGGAUGAAGCGAGCGGAACCUAUACAACCAUUUCGUACACGUGGGGAAAGAAUCUCUUCUCGAUUUUACGAAGACUACGACGACCGGACCGCUCAGUUCUGGUUUGGGCGGAUGCAAUAUGUAUUGACCAAUCGUCACCGAGCGAACGAACACACCAGGUUGGCCUCAUGGGAGAGAUAUAUAGGCGAAGCCGGGAAACAGUUAUAUGGCUAGGAGAGCAAUCUGGGAAUGACGAUGUAGGCGAGCAGCUCUUGGACCAUUGCAUGACCACAGAAGAUCGGCAGCUACUAAGACUGGGAGGCCCGCCCCGUUUGAGAUUUGGCAACACUUACUCUGAUAACCGUUUGCUCAGCGCAUAUGCAUUGGAUUUCCUCCUGUCCAAGGACUCCUCGCAGCAUGCUCCUCUAAGCCUCCUCCCUUUUAACGAUAUCCUCCGGGCGUUCUGUUUGAUAUAUUGCCUAGCUUCAGGAACUUCGAGUCUGGAGAUCGAAUUCUGGGAUGAGCGCAAUAACGUCGGUAAAAGCCCCACGGCGAUGCAGACACUUCUACCAGGCACUGUUGAGUCGGCCAGAAUGUGGAAAGGUUUUGAAAGGAUAAUGAAUCGGCCCUGGUUCACUCGCAUUUGGGCAAUCCAAGAGACGGUGUUGGCACGCAAAGCCACUGUACACUACGGUAUGCUCUCAGCUCCGUGGCAGAUGUUCGCCACCGCCGCCAGAAAUUUCAUGCAGGAGCGGCAUUCCCUUUGUCUCGACCUCUCCGGCACACUACGGGGUUAUGAAAUGCUCUCUCAGCUCAGUAUGACAAUAUUGCGCGUUGAUGAUGUGAGGCGGUGCCAUCAGCUCUGCCUAAAAGAUGCCACUUUGCUUUCACUGUUGUGGAAAUUCCGGUCCCUGGAGUCGAGCGAUAAAAGGGACAAAGUCUUUGCGCUGCUUGGAGUCACCACGAACUGGGAAGGCCAGUCCCCAAUCCUUCCGGACUACAGCUUGGAACCGGAAUCUGUGUUUAUCUACACAGCACUGGACCUUAUCCGACAAUCGCGAUCACUGUCUGUCCUUGCUGGGGUUCUCGACCCAUUUUUGGGACGCAAGCGUUUGAAACGACUGCCUUCAUGGGCCCACGAUUGGUCUCUACCUUGUUUACAGGUAGAGACUGACCGCUUCAAUGCAUUGUCGAUAUAUAACUCGUGUGGCGGUCGCUAUGGGGCCGUCAUCUUCCACCCCCAGCACUCGAUUCUGCAGGUACAGGGACUGUACAUUGGUGACGUUGUUGCUGUCGGGGAAAUCUCACGACACACGCAGCUCAGCGACACGCUUGCCGUAAUUCGUCAAUGGAGGCUUUUGAUGUUUGAAUUUGCGUCUGCCCGCGACUGCUAUCCAACGGGGGUAUCCUACCAGCAAGCAUUUUGGAGGACGCUGCUGGGAGACAUGCUUUAUAUCGGAAAUCCCAGUGGCGCAGGAAAUGACACGUCGUACCGAAGAGCAACCAGUGCUUAUUAUACUGCAUAUGAGGCCUGGCGGAUGUGGUCAAGGUGCAUAUCUCGAGACUCCAUCAACCGUACCGCAACGUUCACUCAACAGGAUCUCGACGAAGGGAUAUCUUCUGUGCACUACGCGAUCAAGACUGCUACAGCAUCCCGGGCCUUCUUCCUGACUAGCAAUGGUUAUAUGGGCAUUGGACCUCAAUCGACGAGGCCAGGUGAUCGCCUGUAUAUUGUUAAAGGCAGCAGAGUGCCCUUUCUGGUUCGCCCGGAUAGCCUUCGCAGCUGCUAUCGUUCAGACACUGACACAGUAGGUGAGAGCCGCAUGAUCCUCUAUCCAUCAGGUCGGGCUCCGGAGUCUGACAUUGUGCAUGUCUGUCGCGGGGACCACACUUGCCAUUCGCUUCUUGGAGAUUGCUUCGCUUUUGGACUGAUGGAUGGAGAAGCGUUUGAGAAAGGCGAUUGCGAUUUGACGAGUCUAUUCUUGGUAUGA
Messenger RNA from Westerdykella ornata, 2091 nucleotides. RefSeq lists its product as uncharacterized. The coding region runs from base 1 to 2091 and encodes 696 amino acids. The record is from RefSeq and is a predicted model, not a curated record. Lineage: Eukaryota; Fungi; Ascomycota; Dothideomycetes; Pleosporales; Sporormiaceae. The transcript has 3 exons.